Molecule: messenger RNA, 1853 nt
Organism: Emericellopsis atlantica
Lineage: Eukaryota; Fungi; Ascomycota; Sordariomycetes; Hypocreales; Bionectriaceae
Product: RanGTP-binding protein-domain-containing protein
Exons: 3
Coding region: 101-1795 (564 amino acids)
Cellular component (GO): nucleus; cytoplasm
Molecular function (GO): GTPase regulator activity
Source: RefSeq, a predicted model, not a curated record
CAACGAUAGCCAAACUCACUUCAUCGGGCCUUCAAGUGAAGCCCAAUUCCCCAUCGGGUUCCAUUCUCACACGCAGAGAACCCGGAUCAGCUCCGUCAUUAUGGAGGACUUCCUUGCCACUGUUGGCGCCCAAGCCUGUAAAUACGCCGUAAGGUCGGGCAUCGCUCUAACUUCAAAGUAUGCCAUGAGGCAGUGUUCCAGACUCCUCGAGACAAUGGAUGAUUGUGAAAUGCACGCUCGCCUGCUUUCCCUCCAAAAGCAAUUUGACAGUAAGAUCAUGGUCAUCGCACCAACUAUUGACCUCGUAGAGUUCAAAUCCGGGCGAGGAAACGUCUUUCUUGACUCGGCUUUGCCACUGACCAAGGCCUUACAUGGCGACAUUGUGAGCUUAGGGCGACGCAUCGACAAGACGGCAUCCUUCCUGGAGAUCAAAUCUCAAAACGGCUCCUAUCCACAGCGCCAAUCGAAUAUCGCCAAUUUAGACAUACAAAGUGUCGUCGCCGACAUUGCAUCAAUGUUGGAUCGCAUAGACCGCGAGAUUCCGCUACUACAGCUAGCCAUCACCGCCUCAGGGGAAAGUCUCUCCAGCUCCUUACCUCCUAGCAUUUCGCCGUCAAGGCUGCUACAGGCCAGCACUCUUCUCAUUGUCGGAGACAUGCAGUUUCACAGCGAUCAAUCGCCAGUCCAAAUUGGACCAUCGUUCUGCUUGUCUUUGUACAUGCUGUUCCUUGGACAUGCCCCUGUCGCGCAAGUGCGCGCGCCUACACCUUCUCCAGGUGAUCCUCACACAAAACAUGACGGGAAUAACUCCCAAAGACCAUACGGUUUAGGUCCAGGUGAUCGCAAACCGAUAUGGCAGGAAGUCAUCCACAAGGCACGCGUGACCCUUCACAGGACCAAGGCUCUUGCGGAGUAUUCGUAUUACCUGGAAUUCACUGAAGAUCUUGACGAUGGUCGCUUACGAGACGAAGGAGAGGCGUGCACCCAAAUUCGCCAGCAGAUACCUAUCCAUCAGAUUUCCAAGAUCUUCUAUACAGACAGUGGCCGGCUACUGAACAUAGGAGACGAGACAGCCGACGGCAAGAAUCCCGUCCUUCUUUUCAAGCGUGAUCCCAAUGCCCAGCCCCCAGCCAGCGAGCACAAGCAGGUUGAGGGCUAUCUUGGCCCAACGCCGAGUCAUGACCCAGCUUCAUUUGAUACUGAUGCAAAUGACCAACUGGCGCUUGAUCAGCAAUUGAAUGACGAACUGCGCAGGAGCACUCAGGCAUGCCAUGCACCACCACAAGACAACCAAACUCGCCAGGUCCAUAGCUUCCCCAAACAUGUCGAUCCCGAGUGGAUAGCCUUAGAGAUGUACGAAGACAUUGCCGAGGAGCAUGGAACCCCAGAGGAAUGUUCAAGCGCGGCGCAAGACGCUGUCGAGUCCUGGAGUGAAGAGACUGACGCCAGGUCGGAUGUCUGCGUCAGAGAGGCUGUCGAACCACAGCAGAAGUCACAGAAGGUUUCCAUUGACCAUAAUUCUAGCACUACGUCAACCGCGCAGCGCUCACCCUUUAGCAAUGUCACUACAUCAUUGUCGCUUAUUGAGAUGUUGGUUCGAUUAGCUGGCCUCCAGGAGUUUCAGCAGACAUCGCAUUUGUCGAUACCAGAUCACAUUCUCACGUUCUUUCUAGAGGAAUCGUCGACCACUGGAUUAGGAGGUGAGGCACAAUGGGCGGCGCGGCAGGCGGCCAAGGCAAGGGUUGGGUUUGAUCCAUAUCUCGAUUCUUCACCAAGAAAGCAGAACAAUGUAUGACUUUGCAAAUUCCGAGUUUCAAAACAAUGUUUGAAGUUGUGCAUGUGGCAAGUUGCGA